Molecule: messenger RNA, 4869 nt
Organism: Columba livia (rock pigeon)
Lineage: Eukaryota; Metazoa; Chordata; Aves; Columbiformes; Columbidae
Gene: SOX4
Product: SRY-box transcription factor 4
Exons: 1
Coding region: 918-2213 (431 amino acids)
Biological process (GO): anatomical structure morphogenesis; positive regulation of transcription by RNA polymerase II; cell differentiation
Molecular function (GO): DNA-binding transcription activator activity, RNA polymerase II-specific; RNA polymerase II cis-regulatory region sequence-specific DNA binding
Source: RefSeq, a predicted model, not a curated record
CGGGGUCCGCUCUCAGCUGCAGCCGGCGGAGCGCGGCGCGGCGCGCGGGGGGCGCGGGGCAUCGCCCGGCGGGCAGGCAGGCGCGCGGGUCGGCGGGGGGCGCGGCGGGGCUCCGCGCGCGCGGAGCGGCGGCAGCACCGGCGGCGGAGAAAGAGGAGGAGGACGGGGCUGGGUGCCCGGCUCGCUGCUCUUCCUGCCGGGGACGUACUCACUCGCUCAUGCACGAGCGCUUUUUUUUUUCCUCGGGGAUUUUUUCCAAUUUACAAUUAUUCUUUCCUUUUUUUUUUUUUUCUUUUCCUGAGGGGUUUUCUUUUCGCUCAGUACCUCGCAAGUGACAAAUUCUACCUGCACAAACUCCUGGUCGCCGACUCCGCCGCCACGACGAGUCCUGGAGCCGGGGUUUUCGGGGCUUUGGGGGCGCGCCGCCUCCCCCUUCCCCCGCGGCGGUGCACGCUGGCCGUGCCCAGCGCUGCGAGACUUUCGGCGGCGGGCGCGCUGCUCUUCUGAAACGCCUGGGGCGGGCGAAAAGCACUUGUGAACUGGACCAGCUGCUUCGGGGAGGGGGGAGACCCGAGGUGGUGAGGAAAAAAAGCAGAGCGACACCCCCCUCCAAAAAAAAAAAAAAAAGCCCAAAGCACUCUAAGAAAAAAAAAGCAAACUUGGACUGGCGGCUUGCGGCGCUGCUUUUGCAGAAACUCUGUGUGACCGCGGGCGGUCCCGCCGCCGCCUCGACGGGCAGAGGACCGCGCCGCCGGGGACGAGGCGCCGGUGUGGAAGUACAAGUAGUGCGGGGAGCGGGGGCGCGGCUGCGGGGAGCUGCGCGGCCGGCUGCGCCGCGCCGGUGCCGCUGUGAGAAGUUGCGCGCCCUGCCCCGCGCCGGAGCGGCGCUGAGCCCCGGCGAGACCCUCGCCGUCGCGAUGGUGCAGCAGACCAACACGGCGGAGAACACGGAGGCGCUGCUGGCCGCGGAGACCUCAGACUCCGGGGCCGGCAUCGAGCUGGGCAUCGCCUCCUCCCCGACGCCGGGCUCCACCGCCUCCACGGGGGGCAAGGCGGACGACCCGAGCUGGUGCAAGACGCCCAGCGGGCACAUCAAGCGGCCCAUGAACGCUUUCAUGGUGUGGUCGCAGAUCGAGCGGCGGAAGAUCAUGGAGCAAUCCCCCGAUAUGCACAACGCCGAGAUCUCCAAGCGCCUGGGCAAGCGCUGGAAGCUGCUCAAGGACAGCGACAAGAUUCCCUUCAUCCGGGAGGCGGAGCGGCUGCGCCUCAAGCACAUGGCGGACUACCCCGACUACAAGUACCGGCCCAGGAAGAAGGUGAAGUCGGGCAACAGCUCCGCCAAGCCCGGCGACAAGGCGGACAAGGGCGGCGGGGGCGGCGCCGGCGGGGGCAGCGCGGGCGGCGGCACCGGUGGCCCCGCGGCCUCCGGGAAACCCGCCCCGAAGAAAAGCGGCGGCGGCUCCAAGCCCUCCCCCGCGGGCGGCGGCGGCGCGGGCGGCAAGCCCCACAGCAAGGCGGCGGCGGGCGGCAAGGCCUCCCCCUUCUCCGGGGAGCCGCCGGCCGCGCUGCUGCCGCCCGAGCACCAGGCGCUGUACAAGCCCCGGGGGGCGGCGGGCGCGCCCGCAGGUCCCGGGAAGCCACUGGCCGAGAAGAAGCUGAAGCGGGUUUACAUCUUCGGGAGCGGGCAGGCGGCGGCCGCUUCCGCCUCACCCGGCAGCGCUGUGCCUGGCAGCCCCACACUGAGCAGUUCGGCGGAGGCCGGCGACCCUUUGAGCCUCUACGAGGAAGGGGGCGGCGGGGCAGGGCGGCCCGACGGGGACUGUGGCGGCGCCGCCUGCCCCUCGCCCUGCGGCUCGGGUUCGCCCUCGGAUCACCGCAGCUACACCAGCCUGCGUGCCUCCUCCCCGGCCCCCUCGACGGCGCAUUCCUCCUCCGCGUCCUCCCACUCCUCGUCCUCUUCCUCCUCCGGUUCCUCUUCGUCGGACGACGAGUUUGAGGACGACCUCUUGGACCUGAACCCCAGCCCCGGCUUUGAGAGCAUGUCCCUGGGCAGCUUCAGCUCCUCGGUGCUCGACCGGGACCUAGAUUUUAACUUCGAGCCCGGCUCGGGCUCGCACUUCGAGUUCCCGGACUACUGCACGCCGGAGGUAAGUGAGAUGAUCUCGGGGGACUGGCUGGAGUCCAGCAUUUCCAACCUGGUCUUCACUUACUGAAGCGAGAGCCGGGCCGUGCUGGAGGAGGCACAGAGGCACGUUGUCGGCAGGACUCGACCACCCCGCCGGGGGCUUUUGUUUCGUUGUUGUUUUUGUUUCUUCUUUUUUUUUUUUUUUUCCUUCCCUUUUUUUUUUUUUUUUUUUUUUUGGUUCGGGAAGGGUCUGAUGAGACUGCCUUAUGUGCUGGGGAAGAGCAGCGGCGGGAGCGGGAUCGCCCUCUCCGUGCAGAACGGCCAGCAGUCCCUAUCCUCUGGCUGGAGACGGACCCGCACACACCCCCUCCGGGAGACGAGCCUGACGUUGAUUUUACAGAGACUGGUGGGAACGAGACGCUGUCUCUUUCCUUUUCCUUUUUAUUUCCUGAAAAGAGAAACAGAGAAGCGGCGGGUGGGAGGGGGGGGAACCACACACACCUCUGGGUUCUUUGUUAUUGCCCACUUUAUACGAAUAAAGAGGAGGGGGAGCGAUGCACUGUGCUGAGCGCACACUGGAUGACUUGAGCAUUCGCCCUUUCGUGUGAAAGAGCGAUUAGAACUGCUUGAAAAAAAGGAGAAAAACAAACAAAUCCACCCAAGCCCCUGCAAGGUUCACGUUUUCCGGGAGAAAUCCUGUCCCGGUUUCUUCUGCAGUGAGAGGAGGACGAUGAUGGGAGGAGGAGGAGGCAGAUGGAACUGGGAGCUGGACUAAGAUCCUAGCUAAGCAAAGAAGAGCUAGACUUGAGAGCUGUUUUGGAAAUACGGUGGGAGGAAGAUAAUAAUAAACUGAAAUGGAUUUGCACGUACAGACGAGGUGGCGGCAGCGCUUUUCUCAGUCACCUUAUGUCAAAUGUAGAGAGAAGAAUAAGGCUGAAACUUCAAGAACACUGAAAACUUUUGAAACAGAGACCGAAUGGGAACAGUUUCUGUCAUGAUGUGGUACAGGGGAAAUGGAGGGCGAUGGCUUUUCGAAAAAAAAAAAAAAAAAAAAAGACCGAAAAAAAAAAGGUAGUUUUUUUCUUCUUACUCAGAAUCGUGAUGGUGUUGGAUUAUUUCACUGGUGGGGUUUAAUAUAGCAUGUUAUCAUGUCUAUCUUUUUAAGAUUUCUGUAAGACUGUUGAACAGUUAAAAAUUAGUGUUAGGAUAAUAUAAAAGCAGAUAGAUGGCGCUAUGUUUGAUUCCUACAAAAAUAUCACCAGCUUUUUUUCAUUCUUAACUCUUUAAAGGAUUCAAACGCAACUCAAAUCUGUGCUGGACUUUAAAAAAAGAAAAUUCAGGACCAAAAUUUUUCUCAGAGUAUGUAUGUGUUUGUUCCUUAUAGCUGUAAAUGAAAAGACUGUUUUUUUUCUCACCGAUGCUCCAUCCUCGUAUUGUUUUGUGGUUUUGUUUUUGUUUAUUUUUUCCUUGUAAAUGUAAUCAGAUGCCAUUUUAUAAGUGGACGUAUUUAUACUGGCCAAACAUUUUUGACUUGUAUUUCUUUGUCCUUUUUUGGUAGUUCUCGUUGUUACCCGCACCAUUUUUAUGUCUCCUUCACUGAAGGGCUAGAGUUUUAACUUUUAAUUUUUUUAUAUUUAAAUGUAGACUUUUGACACUUUUAAAAACAAAAGAAAAGAGAGAUGAAAACGUUUGAUUAUUUUCUCAGUGUAUUUUUGUAAAAAAUAUAUAAAGGGGGUGUAAAUCGGUGUAAAUCGCUGUUUGGAUUUCCUGAUUUUUAACAACAGGGCCGCUGGUUAGUAUUUCACACGCGUGUGCGCGCUCACGCUCACUCACACUCUCACACCCACGAAUCAGCCCCUAUUUUGUCCAUGUUUACACUCCAAUCUGCAGGCAUCUUAAAGGGACAGCAUCCCUCGCCGCCAGCGCCCGCUUCACGGCCCCUAGUCGUCCCCCGGGGAGGGGGGCGGAGGGGGCCGGGGCAGCCCGGGGGGAGAGGGAGGACGAAGGCGGAUACACUGUAUGCUACCGGCUUGGGGAAAAACCUGUCCCGAAAUGAAGUCAAGCAACUGGUGCAUUUACACAGAAGGGAUCCUGUACCUUUAACUUGUAAACCACAUCGUUUGCACUUUUUUAUAAGCAAAAACGUGCCGUUUAAACCACUGGAUCUAUCGAAAUGCCGGUUUGAGUUCGCGACACUAUUGUACUGCGUUUUUCAUUCUCGUAUUUGACUAUUUAAUCCUUUCUACUUGUCGCUAAAUAUAAUUGUUUUAGUCUCUUAUGGCAUGAUGAUAGCAUAUGUAUUCAGGUUUAUAGCUGUUGUGUUUAAGAUGAAGAAAGUGAAAACAUCUUUGUACAUUUAAGUCUGUAUUAUAAUAAGCAAAAAAGAAGAUUGUGUGUUUAUGUAUGUUAAUAUAACAUGACAGGCACUAGGACGUCUGCCUAAUGAGGUGGUUCCGUUAAGGGUUUAACUUUUUUCGUUCUUUUUGUUUUUUUUUUUUUUUUUGGUCAUCCAUCCUGUGCAAUAUGCUGUGUAGCAUUUUUUUUUUUUUUUGUCUAACGAUCACCCACAGCGCAACGUUGGGAAAGAAGAAAAAAAAAUAUCAUGCCAGCUAACUAUGUCAAGUUCACUGCCUGUCAGAUUGUUGAUAUACCUUCUGUAAAUAACCUUUUUUGUUUGUUUGUUUGUUUUGUUUUGUUUUUUUUUCUUCGGGAAGGAAAUAAAAUCAGCUGGAACUGAACCCUAA